AUGAAUGAUGGUAUUGAGAUUCCUCCACCUGUGGAUCUACCACAGCGUCCAGAGGACCUCGAUCACCCACCCCAGCCUGCCACCCUAUAUGAUCUCAGACGUCUCGACGAUCCGCCUGACGACUUCGAAUUUAUGGGAAUAACAUAUUAUAGUGUCAAACAGGGUACUUGGCGCUUCUUGAGGAUUGAUACGAUCAAAGUCUUGAUGAAGCACUACUUCUGGGGAAUAAUAUCCAAGGAGGCCGACCCUCCUAAGACCACUCGGCGGAGGCCGCCAUCUGUCAAGGUGCAACAGAUGCUCUUGUUCAAGCUUUGGUACUACAUGCAGGAACUUCAUCGUCCCAAGACAUGGAAUGAAGUGCUUAAUGUUAACCGAGAUUCCGGGCCACGACUCUUGCGAUGGGAUCUCAAUCCGCGCCCCAAACCUCUCAGCCGAUGGUACACCACUGCUCCGGACAUUUGCACCAGGAUUCUGGAUGCGUAUCUACGUCCUCUACAUGCGCCGCCAGACAUGCCGGACUACCUUCUCCAGCAGUAUCUAUAUUCAGCCGACAGCUUGUUCACGCCGCCUGCCUCCCCCCUUCCCCCGCGAACCUCCCCUACCCCCCAGCCUGCCUCCUCUCCCACUCCCCAGCCUGUCUCUCCACUCCCCCCGCCACCGACAGAAGAUGCACGAUUCGAGGAGGAUACUCGUAUACAGUUGUUGUCAUACUUGUAUCCGGAUAUGGAAAUUAAGCCUCAGUAUGCACUGGACCCGCCAGCGGAUCCGCCUACUACACUACCCAGCAACAAACGAACUGCUGCUGAAUGCCUGCAAUCUCCCAGCAAGCGACACAGGAAUCUUUCGCCUGGUGCUCCUGCUUUCAUACCUGCUCCUCGUCCUCCCGCUCGAGACCAAGAACCUGUCUUUGCCGUUGAUUCACCCAAGGGGUUUACCUGGAUUCCUGGUCUUGGACCAUAUCAGACAGUGCCACCCCCUGCAAAGCUGCAACGUGGUCCUCUUGUUCCUCCUGCUCCACUUAGCUUUGAUCCACAGAAGGUCACGGAGACCGUGGAACGAGCUGUGAUGCAGGCUGUGUAUGAUGAUCUGGAGCGAGAUCCUAAAAUUCAUCCCAACGACAAGCCACCCCGCUAUCUGACUGCCCAUUGUUUUGAUGACAUGCUUCCAAUGAAACUAGGAGCAUUCCCUUUAACAGAGAAAGUGAAGUUGUCGCCACUCGAUCUUCAAUGGGAUCCAGACGGUACUUCGUUCCCCGUCCGGGGUCGGGGACCUGUCUGGAGUAACAUGUCUUGUGCCACUGAUGUUGUGAUCGUGGCAGGUAUGCUACUCGAUGCUGGCUGUACUAAGAUAGACCGUGCUCAUAAUCGAACCACCCAGUUUACAGAUCUCGAAAAGGCAUAUAUUGAGGUCACAAACGCGAGCUGGGAGACUCUCGAUGUAGAGACGUCUACGCAAGUGCGCGAUGAGUUCCUCCGUCUGUUUAUCGACGGUCAAACCACGAUGAAAAUGGGAACGCCUCUUCCUCCUUGGGCGCUUUGGUCAGUGGCUACGAAAAGCUUCGCUCAAUUCCGCUACCACCACGCUGAGCGAGUGGUUCCUUGCAAAUGUCGAAACGCAUCGCCUUUUGUCAAUUUCCAACAAGGCUCCUGUAUUCUGCCGGCCUUUAAUCAGGGUGAUGAACUUGGAGUCGAUUUACAGACGUUAAUCGAGCGUUGCUUCUAUAAAAGCAAGUCUUUCAAGUGUCGUAACUGCCAUGAUCCGAAUGGGGUGGUUGGAGAACGAAAGAUCGGCCAACUCCCGCCGCGUCUGGUGUUGGCCUUUGAUUUGAAGACACGACUCAUUCACCACACGGAUAACCUUUCAUUCAAUUACGUGGACUAUGAAGACAAACCGCAGGUCGCGCACUAUCGUUGGCUUGGCGGCAUCUAUAGCAGCCAGCAACAUGCUCGUGUAUAUUGGACCGAUGCCAAACGAGGUGAGCAUAACACAAAUAUUAUUAUGUAUGACAGUCAAGUCACUUCCGGGGUGAUAGUCGGCGGAAUUCCACAAUUUGCUGCCAACGAGAGAGUCCCCACCGACUGGGUCAGUCAAACUGCUAUCCCGAUGCUGUUUUUUGAGCGAAUCAUGAACCCAACCAAUGAGCUUCUGGCGACGGCUCAGAGAGCCGUAUCUGACAUGGCCAAUAUCGUGGCCUGGAAUGGGAAUGUUCUCGACUAUCACGUCCCAUGGUCUGUUCCGGAGCCUCCAGCGAAGACCGAGCCUUGGGAUCGUAUAUUGUCAGACAAUGGUCAGCGCUUCAGCAGCUUCAACCCCGAAUGGGCAACAUCGGAUGCGGGCGCCGCCAAUAGUAAACCAAUCUCUCCAAUAUCUAUGUCAAAUAUUGAUCUGUCACUCCUUGAUCCAGCGUUCAUUGACCCGGCGCUCCUUGAUCCAUCUCUUUAUCCUCCGGCCACCACGCCUCCGACAUUUGAUGAUACAAAUAUCUUCGGUCCGUCGCCAUUGAACCUGGACCCGUCGACGGGCUGGAUCACUCUUCCAACCCAGGAGCCCAUUGUCGACAAAACCCAUCCGUUUACCUCGAUGGUAGAUGCCCCGGACUGGCUUAUUCAAAAUCCCGGACUAUGGCCUUCUGGGCCUCCUACCCAGGAAGGAGCUUUGGACUUCCCUGAUUUCCUCGCGUGGACAUCACCUAGGGCGUCGCCGAAACGUAGCCCAGCGCGCAGGAACGAUUCUGGGUCUGAUACUACCAUGCGCGAUGCAGAUAUCCUUGCUACAAUGGGACGACGCCCAUCUUUCCGCAUUGCGCAUACCGAUCAGCUUAAAAAGGCUGCGAUUGCAAACUACUCUAUUGCAAAACAGGCCCUUAGUCCCAAACAGCGACAGAGGAUUUAUGCGCAGAGGAAGCAGGACGACUACGACACACAGAAAAGAUUCAGUGAUGAGGUGAAGAGAAAGAAGAGUGCUGACCGGGAAAAAAGGAACGAAGAGCAGGAAAAAGAAACAAAGAGACUAGAGGAGUAUGAGCUCAAGAGGAUGGAGGAGAAGAAGAAACAAGAAGGGAAGAGACUAGAAGAAGAGGAGCUAAGAAAGGAGGAGGAGAAGAGGCAAGAAGAGGAAACACGGAGAAAAGUAGAAGAGAAGAGAUUAGAGGAAGAACGAAAGGCUAACGAGGAAGAGAAACCAGCAGAAAAGAAGCCAAAGAAAGCAAAGAGUACAAAGAAGGCGGCAACGAAGAAGACAACUAAGAAGAAGGAGAAGAAGGAAAAGAAGGAAAAGAAGGAGAAACCCGAGAAAGAAGAAAAAGAUGCAAAGACGAAGGAGACGGAGGAGACGGAGGAGACGGUCUCAAGAAGACCAGGGCUAAGGAACUCGAGGAAACCCUCCGAUCCAACGUGGAAACCCAGUGGUGGGAAGGUUGAGAGUGAGGAGUCUUGA
Molecule: messenger RNA, 3435 nt
Organism: Penicillium bovifimosum
Lineage: Eukaryota; Fungi; Ascomycota; Eurotiomycetes; Eurotiales; Aspergillaceae
Exons: 1
Coding region: 1-3435 (1144 amino acids)
Source: RefSeq, a predicted model, not a curated record